AUGCGUAUGCUUUCGGAACAAGAAGCCAACGAGAUCGAGGUGACGUGGGAGGACCAACAAUCGAUCAAUGCCUUUUCGCGCCUCAACUCGACCUACGCGGACAUCGAGGAAGACCUGCGCAUCAAGCGCGAAGAGCGCGAAGCCCUCGACGACCUCUCUAUGGAACUCGAACUCGCCGAUGAGGACGAAGUCGUGCUGUACCGCAUCGCCGAUACUUUCGUUUCGCUCCCCCACGCAGAAGCCCUCGAACGCCUCGAGGCCGACCAGAAACUAGCAGACGACCAAAUCGACCAACUCGCACAGAGUCUAGACACCUACGACAAUCAGAUGAAACAGCUCAAGGUCAAACUCUACGCAAAGUUCGGCGACAACAUCAACUUGGAGCGAGAUUAA
Messenger RNA from Moesziomyces antarcticus, 393 nucleotides. Its product is annotated as Prefoldin, subunit 4. Bases 1 to 393 code for a protein of 130 amino acids. Gene Ontology annotation, biological process: protein folding. The record is from RefSeq and is a predicted model, not a curated record. Gene Ontology annotation, cellular component: cytoplasm; prefoldin complex. The transcript is spliced from 3 exons. Lineage: Eukaryota; Fungi; Basidiomycota; Ustilaginomycetes; Ustilaginales; Ustilaginaceae.